Molecule: messenger RNA, 1671 nt
Organism: Adineta steineri
Lineage: Eukaryota; Metazoa; Rotifera; Eurotatoria; Adinetida; Adinetidae
Source: the annotation of a GenBank genome assembly
AUGAAAAAUAUUAACAUACAAACUUCAUUUAUAUCAAAUAUUACUAAUAGUCAAAAUUUUACAAUAUCUACAAAAUCAUUAACAAAUGAAACUAAUAAAUAUAAUUUAACUUUUACAAAUUCAAUAUUAAUUUAUACGAAUAGAACAUUAGAAACAAAAGUUCAAUGUAUAGGUUCAUUAUAUAAUCAAUCUUGUUUGUUUCAAAAUCUAUAUUAUGUUGAUAAUACAUUUACAAUUCUAAUAGUAAAAGGAAGUUAUUUACCUGAAUAUUCUAUACGAACUAAUGCUUUUUAUAUGUGGCCUACAAAACCAAUUAAACGUGAAUUUGAUUCAUAUAAUCAUCUUCAGAUAUUUGUUCGAAAUAUUACUAAUCCAAGAAGAAUUCCGUAUGUUACUCUAUAUUUUGGUCAAUUAUGGCUUCAUAAUAUUGGUCAUGCACUUUUUGAUGGACUUUAUCCAGCUUAUGUUGCAUUAAUUCGAUUUUCACCUAGACAUCUUCAUCCAUUUCGUAUUCUUGCCGAUAUUGGUGAAUGUCAAGACUGUUGGAGUGAAGAUGUUUAUAGUCGUUUUGCUGGUCUUGGAAUUAUCAAACAAUUUGUUUUAAACAAACUUUCAAAAGGACGAUGGUUUGUAUUUGAUGAAGUUGUUAUGGGUAGUGGAACUUUUUGUCAACGUUGUACACAACCAAAUUACCAAUUAAGUGGUGGUAUUGAAUUUAAUGCUUCAAGACUUUUUCGUGAUCGAAUGUAUCAACAACAUGGUUUUAUUCAUCCAGUUAUUAGACAGAAAUCGUCAUUAGAGUAUCGAACAUCUCAUGAUAUUCUUCAGACAUAUUUUAUUGAUAAUAAACGUUUUACAAAAAAUGAUCGAAGAGAAAUUAAUGCUGCAAUUAUUGAAAUAAAUAAUUAUACUAAUUUUUAUAUAAAUAAGACUAAAAAUAAUACAAAUAAAUUAGAGUGGCCCUUAAUUAAUGUCACAUAUCUUUAUUAUAAACAAGUUAAGGCACAAAAUAUGAGUUCAAUUCAAAUCAAUGCAACACCAUUUGAUUCUCGACCACCAACAUAUGAACUAAUUGAGAAUGAUUUUAUUGCUCAACUAAAAGUUUUACGUGAAAUGGAUAUUCAUAUCACUGGACCAGGUACUGGUCAGAUGUAUCAAACAUUUUUGUCUGAUGGAUCAGUUUCAAUUAAUGUUGGAGGUUUAAGAUCAUGGAAAUUAAAUAAUAAAGAACUUAAAUUUACUUCAUAUCUUGAACAAUAUAUGACAAGUGGUACUCCGUAUAUUAAAGGUCUUUAUUAUCCAAUCAAUGAACGAGCCAAUGGUAUAAAAAAAGAUGAAGUUAUAAAAUUAAUUCGACAAGCUGGUCAACUUAUUUUACAAGGAUUUUCAUUACCAGUCGAACCUCGAGAGAAUUUAGCACCCGAUGGCCAAUUAUUUGUUGAAAUGUGUGAAAAAGAUAAAAAAUUUUGUUCUUUCGUGACUACAAGAUCACCUGAUAAACAAUUUAAAUGUUUAGAAAUAUGGGCAGAAGAUUUGGUACAAGAAUAUAAUCAGUGGAACGAUAAAGGUUUUAUUGUAAAUGGUAAAAAUAUUCGUUGUCCUUUUAAUCAUUCAUUAUUGAGAGACUUAAGAAAAAAAUAUGACAUCAAACACUAUCUAGAAAAUCGUUAA